Molecule: messenger RNA, 2012 nt
Organism: Ananas comosus (pineapple)
Lineage: Eukaryota; Viridiplantae; Streptophyta; Magnoliopsida; Poales; Bromeliaceae
Product: probable serine/threonine-protein kinase PBL8
Exons: 7
Coding region: 387-1631 (414 amino acids)
Biological process (GO): protein phosphorylation
Molecular function (GO): protein kinase activity; ATP binding
Source: RefSeq, a predicted model, not a curated record
CGCACACAAGCACACUCACCCUCUCCAUCCUCUCUCUCUCUCUCUCUCUCUCUUGUUUCUCUCUCUACUUGGGUUCACAUUGCUCACGCUCACAGGAGAAUUCCUUGGCCCUUAAUUAAAGCGCAGCAGGGGAGGGGAGGGGAGGGGAGGGAGGGGGGGAAUCUUUGGGAGGUGGUGUUGGUGGAGGCGGUGAAAAAGAAAGAAGCAAAAGCGGAAUCAAAAGAAGCGGCUUCUUUGGUUCCCCGAGGGGCGUAUGAGGCCGAGCGCCGAGGUGGGGUUGCGCCGAGGACGGCGCGGCGGCUAAGGGGCGGCGCGCGGAGGGAGGUGAGGUGCGUUGUUUCUUCCUUUGGGGGGGCGGGGGCGGAGGAUGAGAGGGAGUGUGAAGGAUGGGAAACUGUGGAACGAGGGAGGAGAACGCCGUGGUCGCGGCUCACUCGCAGGUUCAGCAGCUUCAAAUGUUCCCUGGGAAAAAUGCUCUUUCGGAGAAGAAGCACACCCGGACCUUCUCGGACAUCAGUGACUCAUCGAGCCUUCGGAACUUUGAAGAUACAAGAAAUAUUUCUAUAUACACCAAUGUGAUUGCCUUCACACUGUUCGAGCUUGAGACUAUCACAAAGAGCUUUCGACCAGAUUAUGUUCUUGGUGAGGGCGGUUUCGGGACUGUCUAUAAAGGAUACAUAGAUGAGAAUGUAAGGGUUGGCCUCAAAUCACUUCCUGUUGCCGUCAAAGUGCUCAACAAGGAUGGUCAUCAAGGGCACCGAGAAUGGCUUACAGAGGUUAACUUUUUGGGGCAGCUAAGGCAUCCUAAUUUGGUGAAGUUGAUCGGUUAUUGCUGCGAAGAUGAUCACAGGCUGCUUGUCUACGAGUUCCUGUUCCGGGGCAGUCUUGAAAACCACUUAUUCCGCAAGACGGCUGCUCCCUUGUCUUGGGCAACGAGAAUGUCAAUAGCUCUGGGUGCUGCCAAAGGGCUAGCUUUUCUGCACAACGCAGAAAGACCCGUCAUUUACCGAGAUUUCAAGACCUCAAAUAUCUUGUUGGACUCUGAUUAUACUGCUAAACUGUCUGAUUUUGGCCUUGCAAAAGCUGGUCCAGAAGGCGACGAGACCCAUGUGUCGACUCGAGUGAUGGGCACCUAUGGGUAUGCUGCACCAGAAUAUGUAAUGACUGGGCACCUGACAGCGAGGAGCGAUGUUUACAGCUUUGGAGUUGUCCUCCUCGAGCUGCUCACGGGCCGACGGUCUGUGGACAAGACGCGGCCCAGCAAGGAGCACAGCCUAGUCGACUGGGCACGACCCAAGCUCAAUGACAAGCGGAAGCUUCUCCAGAUCAUUGACCUGCGGCUCGAGGGCCAGUACUCGGUCCGAGCGGCCCAAAAGGCCUGCAGCCUGGCCUACUACUGCUUGAGCCAGAACCCGAAGGCGAGGCCGCUCAUGAGCGACGUGGUCGAGACGCUCGAGCCCUUGCUAGGAAGCGGGCCGAGUGAUGGCCCUAUUCAGACAAUUCAGUCCUUCACUACUAGUCGGUUACCGGACUACAGGACGGCCCACGGGCUCACUAGAAAUGGCGUCAACUGCAGAGCAAGCCCGAGCACGAAGUGCUCCCCUGCUGUUCCAGCUUGCAGGGUGAGGUGAGUAUGAGUUCUUUUUCGACUCUUACAAACUGGAGUAGGUGGAGUGUGUAUAUGAGAAUCUAGCUGGUGCGUUCGGGUGCGCAUGCGUGUCGUUGUUUGUGCUUAUUGGGUUUUUCCUUUUUUUCCGUUUUUCGUUUUACCUCCCUAACUUUGAUGUAAAUGCGGUCGGCAUGUCGUUGCUUCUAGUGGUAUCUUUUCAAUUUCCUGCGUCGGUGUUAUGUAUCGCAACUGAGGCAAGCCCCGCCCCAAAAAAGGGGGCCAGGUUCUGUUCCAGAAUGAAAGCUAAGUUGAACUGAAAUGGCAUGGUUUGUGUUCUGGGAAUGCUGUUAUGUUUUCUGACUUGUGAAAUAAGAUGAGGUUGGAGUGAGAAAUAGUUACUUUC